Molecule: messenger RNA, 6262 nt
Organism: Monodelphis domestica (gray short-tailed opossum)
Lineage: Eukaryota; Metazoa; Chordata; Mammalia; Didelphimorphia; Didelphidae
Gene: COBL
Product: cordon-bleu WH2 repeat protein
Biological process (GO): actin filament polymerization; actin filament network formation
Cellular component (GO): perinuclear region of cytoplasm; actin filament; ruffle
Molecular function (GO): actin monomer binding
Source: RefSeq, a predicted model, not a curated record
CAAACUCAUCAGUGGUAUGGCUGGAUCAACGGGCAGGCAGUCUUUUAAAGCCCUUUGGGCAUAGUUCCAAAUUGCCUACCAGAAUGUUUGGACCAAUUCACAACUCUACCAGCAAUGCAUUAGUGUCCUAAUGUAUCCCUAUUUUAUUAAGAGGGAAAAUGAUGCUUGUCCUAAUGGUCUGCCCACAAUUUUACAACUAAGAAGUGUCAGAGACAAGAUUUGAACCCAGUCUUCCUGCCUCCAGAUUUGAUUUGAACCUAGACCUUUCUGCUUCCAGGUCUAGAAUUCCUUUCCAAUUUCACAUGUUGCCUUUCACUCAGGGUAAGGUCCAUAUAAAGUAUAUGACUGCUGAAGAAAACAUUUAAGUUAUUUCAGUUGCAUAGCAUAGUUUCUGUCCUGGGAUUAAAACUGGUUGAGUUGCAUCAGAUUGCACUUUUAUUAAUAAAUAACUAAGCUUGAUCCGGCCAAAGGGCUUUGGCUUGUUCUCACUGCCCAGCUUCAUCCUUGAGUUCUUAAUCUGGUGGAGGACAAGGAACUAUUUAUUCUUUACUUCAGAUCCUUGGCUUCCACUUGCAACACUAUAGGGAAACAGCUUGUUUUUCUUCCUGGAGGAGCUGAGUCCCAGGGCCACGAGAAAGCACGCUCAGGAAAUAGGGGGCAACUUUGGGACUUAGGACAAUAUUGCCAGGUGAUUUGUGAACCAGAGGAAGAUGAAAGCUCGAGCUCCCCCUCCUCCUGGAAAGCCAGCUACGACUCCAAAUAUCCAUAGUGGUCAGAAAUCAAACAGAGACUUGGGAAUCCUCCCUCAGCAGAAUCUUGUCAACAUGAAAGAAAACCUGAGGAGCAGCAUGGUGGAUGUCAAUGUGGUUUUGCCCAAUGGAGUGGAAAUAAAGAGUGCUGUCAAUGGGAGUCAUGCCAUGAUGGAUCUGCUGGUUGAGCUAUGUCUCCAGAAUCACCUAAAUCCAGCCCACUAUACCCUGGAGCUCAGGUCUUUGGAGACCCAAAAACCUUUGAGUUUUAAGCCAAAUACUUCGAUUGGGACUCUUGAUGUUCACACCAUAUUCCUGAAGGAGAAAGUCCCUGAAGACAAAAACAAACCAGUUCGCCAGAAGGUGCCUGAGAAGUCUGUGCGGCUGGUAGUGAAUUACUUGCGGACGCAGAAGACCGUAGUACGAGUGAGCCCUGAUGUCCCACUGCAGAACAUUCUCCCAGUUAUUUGUGCAAAAUGUGAAGUCAGCCCUGAGCACGUCAUUCUCUUAAGGGAUAAUAUUGCUGGGGAGGAGCUGGAGCUUUCUAAGUCCCUGAAUGAAUUGGGGAUAAAGGAACUCUAUGCAUGGGACAACAAAAGAGUUCUUCUGACCAAAACUCAAUCUGAACCUUCUCUGGUCUAUCAAGAAACCUCUAGAAAAUCAUUGGGCAGUGAUGCUGUGGACAAAGAGAAGAAGAAAUUUCUGGGGUUUUUCAAAGUCAGUAAAAGAAGCAAUAAGGCUGAGCAGCAUGGGAUGCUAAGAGUGGAGAGUGAUGAGGAUAUUUUAAAGUCAACCACUGAAAAGAACUUUAAUGGCUGUUUAACAACUCCCAACUCCCCAUCUGUGAAUUCUCGUUCCCUUACAUUGGGUCCAUCCCUCUCCCUUAGCAACAUCUCUGGAGUAUCAUCAGUAAAGUCAGACAUGAAGAAGCGUAGAGCACCUCCUCCUCCAUCAGCAACACCAUCAGUAACGCCAUCAGCAACACCAUCAUUGCCAAGCACUGAGACAUUUGGUCAAGACAAGGUGUCAGAAAAGGUAUCACAAGCAUCACAGAACGAAUUACAGAAGAAAAAGAGACGUGCCCCAGCACCACCAACACCACCGCCGCCACCAUCAACUCCCCUCAUCCCAAACAGGACAGAUGAUAAGGAAGAGAAUAGGAAGAGCACAAUGGGUGUUGGACGGCAGGUGCCACAGAAGCCUCCUAGAGGCUCUCCUCGAGGUCCACCCCAGUUAGUGCUUCCCCCACCCCCACCCUACCCUCCUCCAGAUACAGAUAUUGUGGAUUCUCCAGGGUUUCACAGUGAAGCAGAUGGGACAGAAUCCUCAGAACUGGGAACCAAACUAAGCCUGCCACUCAUCCACAAUAGUAAUUGUUCCGUGGACGGAAUGAUCACUGAGCUAUCUGAGGUAGAAGAGACAGCAUCUGUAAGCAGCUGUUUUGCAUCUGAAGACACAACUACUGAAGACUCGGGAGUCAUGAGCUCUCCAUCAGACAUCAUUUCUCUGGAUUCACAAAACGAUAGUAUGAAGUCAAAAGAUAAAUGGGCUUUAGAUCAGGAAGAUGCUACUGACACAGACAUGACCUGUGCUGGAGAGCUCGGUCCCCCGAGGAGUGCUUCACGUGAGAGUGAUGACUCUGGGAUUACUCAUCUGAGAAAUAAAAAAGCAGUUACAGCAAAGGACGAUGAUGACAUCUUUAUUAAUGGACAGCUCCAGAAGACACUUGGAGAGUUUGAUGAAGAUCUUGAAGAAAUGGAAGAUGGUUAUGAAAGGGACACCAACUCUUUCAUGGACUCCACAAACGGUGUGUCCAACUCCCAUGGACAAGAAGUCAUAGUGUCUAAAGAUGAUGCUUACACAAUUCCAGUGACAUUUAUAGGGGAAGUCUUAGAUGAUCCUGUUGAUCUGGGAACUUUCAUCAAUAAAAACAAUAAUGCAGGUUCUUUUGAUACAGAAUAUGUGACUGGCAAAACAACCUACAUGACUGAGAGCCCCAUGUAUGACCAGUCCUACAAGGUAAAAGCCAACCAUGUGCUUGUGAAAAAGAGGGAAAAUAUGUUUGAAUCUUAUGUUACUUCAUCUGAAAUGAACAAAGAAAAGGACUUGGUACCAUCCAAGAACAGCAAAAGUGACCUAAAGGCCAAGGUGGCUUCUUCUACCCCUAAGCCUCCAAUAAGUGAGUUCUAUUCGAAAGAAAAUAACAAUCAGAGUCAUGAGUCAAAUGGCAUUGAAAGAUCACACCUGACUAAAAAAAUGAUUUCAGAACUGAUGAUGGAAAAGCAAACCAAUGAUAAAAAUGAUCACAUAGUGCCGUCAUCAUGGUAUUACCGAAGCCAAAACCCAGUAGGACCCAAAGCUGGCCUCACAACCUAUAAAAUUGUUCCUCCAAAAUCAGAGAUGAAAUGUUACGAUAGAGGAGUAUCCCUCUCAACUGGUGCCAUUAAGAUAGAUGAAUUAGGCAAUCUAAUUAGCCCACAUGUUGAUGGGAAGAAGAACACCUCAACACCCUCUGUUGGUGAAAUGGAGACACUUCCCAUUAGGAAAGUAAAGGAAUUCUGGAGGUCCAAUUCCAUAGAGAGACAUCCUGAGGGGCCUGUAGACUAUUCCUCUAAAAGAGCUGCAUCUACUCUGCCCUUAAAACAACACCAUAAGGAAACUAAACUUAAAGCAGAACCAGAGUUCUUAGACCCAAAACUAAAACUAUCACAACCAGCUGCCCUCAAAGUUGAUGAAAACAGCACUGAGCUGGACAGAAACAAGCCACCUACUACAUCAGUCACCAGCACAACUCAAGCAAAAGCACCAGUUGCCACACCAGCUAACCCUACAGGAGAAGGCCUCUCUUUCCUUAAACCUCAGAGAAGAACAUCCAGCCAAUACGUUGCCUCUGCAAUUGCAAAACGGAUGGAAACUCCUCGAGUCAACACUAGCUUCCUUGGCAAGAGUGAGAAAGAGCAGAGCAGAUGGGAAAGCCAGAACCUCAGACAAGAUUUGGCACCUCCUCUUGAAAAGGAGACCCUAUUAAAUAGCACACAUCUAACAACAAAAUCAGCUAAAAAUGAUCCCAAAAGGUCAUUCUCUGACUGUUGGGUUGGCCAUGGAAAACACUCAACUAAAACUACCAUUGGAGCAUCCUCUGGGAUGGAAAACAGAGAAGCAAAUACCAAGCCUCAUGCUCAGGACAGUUCUACAGAGAGCUACAAACACAGCAUUAGUAGACCACUUACCACAUCUUCCCCCAAAAUUGAUUAUUCUGUAGAAGAAGUUGGUGGUUACAAUGGAAAACAGAACAGCCACCAAAAGACCAGUUCUAUCUGGGACCCCAAAUGCAAGACAGAUAAUGCAAAUUCUUCUCUCUCUACAAGGUCACCCGGAUUCCAAACCUCCAGCAGCAUUGCUGUGAGCUCCACUAAAUGGCCCAGUGUCAACAACAGUGAUCAGAAUGCUUCGGGUGCAAACAACCAAGGCGUUUUGAAAAGGGAAGACAGAUCUGAUGCCUUAUCUGCCCAUGACAAUGAACUAGAGAACCCUCUACAGGCCACUGUAUUUGGGCCCAAAAAGAAAUUCAAGCCAGUUGUCCAGAAACCAGCACCCAAAGACACUUCAUUGCAUAGUGCUUUGAUGGAAGCCAUUCAGACAGCUGGAGGAAAGGAAAAACUCAGAAAGACUGCAGAACACAGCCCAGAGGGAAGUCUGAAGAAACCCUCAUACACGGAGCCUCAGAGCGAAAGGUCAGCCCUAUUAGCAGCAAUCAGAGGUCACAGUGCCAGCAGCCUGAAGAAGGUCUCAUCUUUAGCCGCAGGAGAACUUCAGAGCUUGCGAGAAGCAGCGCUCUCCAAACAAGCUGCAGCAGAAGUCCCUCCUCGAGAAGAGGAGCCUCCCAUUCCAGCCCCACCAGCAGUGCCGCCCCCGCCCCCUCUUGCUUCCAGAGCAUCUUCUGUGUCAAAGGUGACGUCCAGAUUCCCUGCAGCCUCCACGAGUGACCCUGUGGAUGCAAGGCAAGCUCUCCUGGAUGAUAUUCGUUCUGGACUGGGGGCCGCAAGAUUGAAAAAGGUCCCGUUGCUUGUUUGAAUAGCAUAUAAAGAACAGAUAAUUGCAAAAGCUAACCCCGUAACACACCCAUAAUCAUCAUUCAAGGACUUGGAGCGGCGAGGAACAUCACAAGUCGGUAUUACUUUCUUGUCUAUAGGCCAAAAUAUAUGUAGUUAAUUUUCAGCAUGUUCCUGUAUAAUGGUUCAAAGGGAAAAAAAUACUUUUGCUGCCCAGCCUGUGUGCCAAGGAAAUGUGUUUCUGCCUCUGAAUAUUUAAGGUUGCCAAUGAACUAUUCUUGUUGGCAGGUUAAUAAAAAUAUAAACAUUGUGUAGCCCAGCACUACAGCACUAACACUUAAUUAUCCAUUUGGGCAAAAUGGAAAGGUCUUUGUCCUCCACUGAUUACAGACAGCCGCCAAGCCUUUUUACCAUAUACAGCUGUUCAGAAAGCAUCUACUCACUUGAAAUCUGCAAGCAGGAGAUAAAAGGGUCAGUGACCAGUGAAACACAGAUGGAAAGUAAUACAGGACCUCUGUGUCCUGGAAGGCAUUUUAGAGGGGCGUUGUGACUUUUUCAAAGCUGAAAUUGUUUGAUUCUUGCCUCCACGUAGAUUGGGGAGCAUCAUCUCGUGGUGAUGCCUAGACCUGGAUCUGACCCACUGUUUUUCUUUAAACAAAUUCUCAUAAUCUCAUGAUAUUUAUCAAACGCUUUCAUGUUUGUAGGAUCCAUGCUGGGAGGCACUGGAAAGGUACUGAGGAUCAGAGCCUCAGAAUGACCAGGGAGCAAACAAUCUUUAGUAACCGUAGGUUAGGUUGUCUCUGAAGCUUGUCGCACGCACAUGGGGAUAUGAAGUAUAAGCAACAACUGCAGUGCUGUGUGCUGACCCCAAGAAACGUCCUUAGACCCGCUUGGUCUCCAGAGAGCACUAAGAAGAGGGAGAUCGUGUGUUUACAUGCCACAGAGAUUAAAUUGGUUUGGGAAAUGACUUGGAGAAUUUUGCUUCAUGGUUCAUGAUUGGGGACUCGGGCUUAGCCCUUCCAGCUUGCACUCCAGGAUCCUUGCCUUCCCCAUCCUUGUACUAUAAAUCUUCUCGUAGCAUCCUGUUUGUUGUCACCAGUAUUUAUAACAAAGUUUAACUAUUCUCGUAGUAUUCUGUACAUAUCCUUAAAGUAUUUUGUUAAAUUGAAAUAACUUUAAAAGAUAAAUAGCGAUCGUGUAGAUUUUCUUCCUGUUAUCUGUAUCAUCUUGGGGGGGGGGGGAGGAAAUAGAAAUGUCUGUUGUUGUUUUUUAAUGAUUAGUUCAGCUCUGGGCACCAUCCAAAAUGGAAACCUUGUUUUUCAUUGUUUAAACUUAAACCAGAGCUACACAAGUCACUAACUUUCCAAAAUGAGGAGAGCAUUCAGCCAAUUGCUUUUAUCUGCAACUGUCUGUAUUAUCUGACUGUUAGUGCCACAAAUAAAACAAAUUAAGUUGCUAUAA